CAAAAUCAGAAGUCGGAAUGGUUAGGCGAUGGGAAUAGUGGUAGGGAACGCGAAAAGAGGGGAAAUCGCCGUGAGGGUAUUUUCAUAGCAACCCUACCCGGGAGUCCCAGACAUGUCGUACCACACAAAGCGUUGUUGCCAUUUUGCACCAUUUUGCUGGAAUUAGAAUGUACGAGAGUGAUAUCGUUGGCAGCCAUGAGAGUAAUGCCGUGAUGCUACUCGGUUUGCAUCAUCAACGGGCAUCGAUCGGUUAUUUUCAUCAAGUUUUCAGUGAGUUUUUUUACCCAUAACGCUGAGGUAAAUAUUUCCUGGUGGUCAGAGAGGCGAAUCGGUUGCUUACAUGAAGCGUCAAAUCCCCUUCUGUCCUUCGGUCAACUGAAAGGAAAACAUGACAACGGCACUGUACCUCGAGCAUUAUUUAGACAGUUUGGAGCAUCUGCCCAUUGAGCUGCAGAGAAACUUCACGUUGAUGCGUGACCUUGAUGCCAGGGCACAGGGAUUGAUGAAAGACAUCGACAAACUAGCGGACGAUUAUUUGAAGAAUGUGAAGAAAGAGUCGCCGGAGAAGAAGAAAGAACAGCUGACCCAUAUACAAAACCUGUUCAAUAAGGCGAAGGAGUAUGGCGACGACAAAGUUCAAUUAGCAAUACAAACAUACGAAUUAGUGGACAAGCAUAUUAGGAGACUAGACUCUGACCUGGCAAGGUUCGAAGCCGAGAUACAGGACAAGGCACUGAACAGCAGCAGAGCACAGGAAGAAAGCAAUGCGAGUAAAAAGGGUAGAAAGAAAUUAAAAGAAAAAGAGAAGAGAAAGAAGGGUGCUGCUGGUGCUAGCAGUGAAGAUGAGUCGAAAACAGCCAGGAAGAAGCAGAAGAAAGGAGGGUCUGUUGCCUCUGCUUCGUCAGCUGGAGCUGUUGGAGGUGGUACACAAGUCGAUUCUACAGCAUUGGGACAUCCAGCAGAUGUCUUAGAUAUGCCAGUAGAUCCUAACGAGCCGACUUACUGCCUGUGUCAUCAAGUCUCUUACGGAGAAAUGAUUGGUUGUGAUAACCCGGACUGUCCUAUAGAGUGGUUCCAUUUCGCGUGUGUCGGUUUGACUACGAAACCAAAAGGGAAAUGGUACUGCCCGAAGUGCACGCAAGAUAGGAAAAAGAAGUAAGUUUUAACAGACGUGAACUCUCCGGUGUAUCACGGAACCGAAGGACUCGUACUUUACUUCUAAAAUUAGGACGUAACUUUUCAUGGUUUAACAUGAAACGAAUAAUAGGAAAUUUGUAUAAAAGAAAGAAAGUACUAUUGACUUGCAUCGCAUUUAACGUUGCUAGAAGAGAAUCAUUUUUUUUGUUUAUCUAAUGUAUUUUCAAUUGGACAAUUUUCCAUUCCACUUCCGUUCGCAAUGUUAAAUGCAAUGAAGAUGUAUUAAUAAGUUGAUAUACGGCUUGUCACAGAACGGAUAUUUUGAAAAUCGGCCAUCCGUCGUACUUCGCUUUCCUAUUUUUCCUCCCUCGUUCUCUUUUUUUAGAUGUACAAAGUAGUAAUUUAUUGAAAGUUUGACCGGUUUUCGAACGUCUGUGACUCACCCGAUUGAAAAGGAAACGCUGUCUAAUUACUCGAGUAUUAAAUUCUAAUUAUAGUAUUAAAUGGAAAAUAAAAAUUAUUACUGUUUUUAUAUUUUAUAAAUACGAAUCG
Messenger RNA from Ceratina calcarata, 1689 nucleotides. RefSeq names its product inhibitor of growth protein 5 (gene Ing5). Lineage: Eukaryota; Metazoa; Arthropoda; Insecta; Hymenoptera; Apidae. Gene Ontology annotation, biological process: regulation of DNA-templated transcription. The record is from RefSeq and is a predicted model, not a curated record. The transcript is spliced from 4 exons. The coding region runs from base 389 to 1159 and encodes 256 amino acids. Gene Ontology annotation, cellular component: nucleus.